This is a messenger RNA of Lachancea dasiensis, 552 nucleotides long. The record is from the annotation of a GenBank genome assembly. NCBI's taxonomy places the organism in Eukaryota, Fungi, Ascomycota, Saccharomycetes, Saccharomycetales, Saccharomycetaceae.
AUGGGAAAUUUCUUUAGCUCAAUGUUCGAUCGCCUCUGGGGCGUAAACAAGGAAAUGCGUAUAUUGAUCCUGGGGUUGGACGGCGCUGGUAAGACAACGAUCUUAUAUCGGUUACAGAUGGGAGAGGUCGUAACUACGAAACCUACCAUCGGAUUCAAUGUGGAAACACUAGUGUAUAAAAAUCUCAAGCUGAAUGUGUGGGACCUUGGUGGCCAGACCAGUAUCAGACCAUAUUGGCGAUGCUACUACUCCAAUACUGCCGCAGUUAUCUUCGUGGUGGAUUCCACGGACAAAGAUCGUAUGGCUACUGCAUCUAAAGAAUUGCAUAUGAUGCUGCAAGAGGAAGAACUGCAAGACGCAGCGCUGCUAGUCUUCGCCAACAAGCAGGAUCAGGCGGGCGCUUUGAGCGCUUCGGAAGUGUCCAAACAACUCAAUCUCGUCGAAUUGAAGGACCGCAGUUGGAGCAUAGUAGCCUCCAGCGCUAUCAAAGGUGACGGAAUAUCCGAGGGCCUCGAUUGGCUGAUCGAUGUGGUUCGGGAGGAACAAUUGUAA